AUGUCGCAAGGUGAAGGAUCUGCAUUCUCUGGCGAAAAGUAUGGUCAGAAAUCGUCGUUUUCUAAAAGCAAUUUUGGCGCUUCUGCGUCCUUGACCACUGGUGGCAUAAGUGCGAUGAUGUCUGGCAAAGGCCACAGCAAUGUUGGCCAUAGACCUCAAGAAUACGAGACAAAAGAGUUGCGGAAAGUACCGAAAUCUACGCUCUCAUCGCAAUUGAGACAUUCUAUCAAUGAAGGAAAGAGAGGGAAUAACCCAAUUCCAUUUACGGAACGAGAUAAUUUAGACGGCCGAAGGGGAAGUGUUCCUUUAGAUUCAACGAAGGUUUCUUCUGAAUUGUCGCAAGGGAAUAAUUCGUCUACAGUUGUUGAUACUUUAUGUACUCACUAUUUACCAACCAUACUUUCUACGCAUGGCUCGUUACCCAUUCGACAAUUAAUGUUGAUGUUGAGCGAAACAUACCCGAUGUUUAAUGUACUAAGUCCGACACAACAACGAAGGGCUUUAACAAAGGCGCUCGAAUCUCAAAAGGGGGUCAUGUUUGACAAAGUUGGUUGGGGGCGUUGGAUUCUUCGGGAAGACGCAGUUUCUACAUCCAUUGAGAGACCUUCGUCCUCGGCGCCCAAUGUUAGCUUUUUUGAGAAGGAUCAAGAAAGAGAUGUCAGCAUUCCACAAACAUCCACCAAAUCGCCUUCCCAUAACCAAAGGAUAGAAAAAUCAGAAUCGACCUUGCCCAAAGAAGAAGAAGUGUCAAAGAAGGAAGAUGAUAUGGAAAUAGAUACAGAUAUGGAUGUUCCGGUCAAGCAAACUAUUGCAGAUUCUAGAAGCACGAUGGUUCACCAUAAAAAGUCGAACAAGGAGGAAACUCCUGGAAGCUACACGGCGCAUUUGGGUGGUCUGGUGAGUCCUCGAGAACAAACGCCUUCGUUAUUUUGUGGACAAUACCAUGAUAAUGGUGUAUAUUAUGAAGAAGAAGAUGAAGAUGAUGACGAAAACGACUUUUAUGAAGACGACAAUGAAGAUGAUUCGGUAAUGCCACCUUUUGUCUUGGAUGAAGAUCAAGUUCUGGAUGGUGGUGGAGAAAGUACAGACGAAGAAGAUUGGCGUGGCAUUGGAACGGAAGCACUUUUACGGAAAGGAAAUGCGGUACCGUUGCGCCGUUUAUCAAAAGGGAUGUUACGAAAAGAUCAAAUGGCAGCAGAAGCGAUGUUGAUGCUUCAUGGGUCUCUUUAA
Molecule: messenger RNA, 1230 nt
Organism: Schizosaccharomyces cryophilus OY26
Lineage: Eukaryota; Fungi; Ascomycota; Schizosaccharomycetes; Schizosaccharomycetales; Schizosaccharomycetaceae
Product: ribosomal RNA processing element (RRPE)-binding protein
Exons: 2
Coding region: 1-1230 (409 amino acids)
Biological process (GO): positive regulation of transcription from RNA polymerase II promoter by glucose
Cellular component (GO): nucleus
Molecular function (GO): sequence-specific DNA binding
Source: RefSeq, a predicted model, not a curated record